Molecule: messenger RNA, 938 nt
Organism: Sinocyclocheilus rhinocerous
Lineage: Eukaryota; Metazoa; Chordata; Actinopteri; Cypriniformes; Cyprinidae
Exons: 5
Coding region: 1-930 (309 amino acids)
Biological process (GO): B cell receptor signaling pathway; B cell differentiation
Cellular component (GO): external side of plasma membrane; B cell receptor complex
Source: RefSeq, a predicted model, not a curated record
AUGAAGUUCUCCUGCCCUCUGAUCUGUGGGCUCAUUUUGUCCUGCAUUUGCUUCAGAGACUCAUAUGAGGAUGAGGAGCUGUCUGUGAAUCAGAGUCCAUCCAGCAUCACUGUGAAAGAGGGAGAUUCUGCUCAAAUCACCUGCUGCUGGAAUGGAAUCACACAUAAAGUUAAAGUUACUUGGUACAUCAAUGAGACAAAACUUUCCAAUGUAAAGCAGGAACUCUAUAAACAUAAAACACAGAACUGUUCAAUGCUCAACUUCACAAACAUACUUAAAAAUGCUUCGGGUCAUUAUGUUUGUAAAGUGACUCAAGACAUACCAGUCCUGAUUCAGGCGAAAGGUUCUGGAACAGAUCUAUAUCUCAAAGAUGAUCAACUAGAAACGACAACAACUGUAAAGCCAGAUGUACUUGAUAAUCCGAAGAGAAAUUCAGAAGAUGAGAACUAUAAUUAUUUGGAUCCUAAAGGUAGUUCGCGGGAGGUUGUGAUCAUUUAUAUUUUCAGAAGUCUGCCCUUCAUCUGUCUGUUGGUGGCGUUCUUUUACCUAAACAGGAACAACAAACAAGUCACAUCAUCAAGACCAGGUAAUGAGUUAGUAGAGUUGGGAGAAGGACUAGAUGAAGACCUGGAGGCCGGAGAGACACGGAGGAAUGAAACUGAAGAGGUGAAACAGGGUGAGAACGUUUCAGAACAGGAGAAAGGGAGGGUCAACAAUAAGAAUCCUGAAGUUACUUUUGCAACAGAAGAAGAAACAGAUGAAGAAAAACCGACUGCUGUAGUUGUGAGCAUUGAACAAGGUACAUCUCCAGUGCAUGACAACGAAAACAAGACCAUUUCUGUUCUGAACACUGAUGAAAAGACACAUCUAAUGACUGGUGUUGAAGAAGGGACUGUUUCUGUGCUGGGCGACUUAGUCUCAGCUCUGUGAGACGCAGG